Molecule: messenger RNA, 4532 nt
Organism: Xiphophorus maculatus (southern platyfish)
Lineage: Eukaryota; Metazoa; Chordata; Actinopteri; Cyprinodontiformes; Poeciliidae
Gene: mcoln1b
Product: mucolipin-1
Exons: 12
Coding region: 155-1948 (597 amino acids)
Cellular component (GO): lysosomal membrane; plasma membrane
Molecular function (GO): NAADP-sensitive calcium-release channel activity
Source: RefSeq, a predicted model, not a curated record
GACAACCAGGAAGCUGCGGCGGUGUUUACCUUAGCACUGCACCACCGAGCAUCCUCAGUCUGCGGUGCAAUCAAACCCGAUCUGAGGAGAUGGGUCCGUCCUGAUCGCCGCCUCUCCGCUGGUACUGAGCUGUCCUGUCGCCUCCGUCAGCGCCAUGGCGUCUUCGGGCUACACCUGCGUCCCGGACAGCCCCGCAGAAAAGCGGAGACUGUUGUCCUCCAAGUCCGGCUACGGAUCCCAGGAUGUGCUCGGAUGCACUGGCCUGGCGGACCCCCAGUUCCGCGGGCAGCCACGGGAUGAAGACGAGGAGGAAGAGGCUCUGAGGAGGAAACUCAAGUACUUCUUCAUGAGUCCUUGUGACAAGUACCACGCCAAGGGGCGCAAGCCUUUCAAACUGGGGCUGCAGCUGCUAAAGAUCAUCAUCGUGACAGUGCAGUUGGUGCUGUUCGGUCUGAGCAACCAGAUGGUCGUGACGUUCAAGGAGGAAAACACGGCGGCAUUCAAGCACCUGUUCCUGAAGGGUUACCAGGACAACCGUCCCCAGGCUGUCCACACUCAGUCGGAGCUGUACAGCCGCAUCGGCUUCGUCGUAGAGCAGUACAUGGCUCUACCGCAGAUCGCACUGGGCCGGUAUGCAUACGUGAAGGGCGUGGGCGUGGACGGGAGCGCUCUCUCCCUCUGCCAGAGGUACUUCAAGACGGGCGCCAUCGAUCCCGUCAACGACACGUUUGACAUCGACCCCCACGUCGUUACAGAUUGCGUCGGCCUCGAUCCGACCGCUGACAGCCCUGUGACGAGAAACGGCGACUACAAGAAUUUCACCCUCCAGUUUUACAAGCUGAUCAAUGUCACGGUUGAUUUCCAGCUGAAGGCCAUCAACAUUCAGACCAUAAUCAAUAACGAAAUCCCCGACUGCUACACCUUCGCCAUCACGAUCGCCUUCGACAACAAAGCUCACAGCGGCCAAAUCAAGAUCCUCCUCCAGAACCAGGCCUCCAUAAAGGAGUGCAAAGACACAAACGUGUCCGGACACGCGGAGAGCUACGCCAGAGAGUUCUUCGACGUGGUGGUGGCGACCGUCUGCCUGCUGUCGCUACUGCUCUGCGGCCGCUCCAUCCUCAGAGGAAUCCUCCUUCAACGCGAAUACGUUCAGUUUUUCAAGCACAAACUGGAGCGCAAGGUGAGCUGGGGGGACAGGAUGGAGUUCAUCAACGGCUGGUACAUCCUGCUCGUCAUCAGCGACGUGUUUACCAUCGUCGGCAGCUUCAUCAAGAUCGGGAUAGAGUCCAAGACGCUGUCGUCGUACGACGUGUGCGGGAUCCUGCUGGGAACGUCCACUCUGCUGGUGUGGGUGGGAGUCAUCCGCUACUUCAGCUUCUUCCAGAAAUACAAUGUAACCGGACGUUUUCUUCUACAAGAACCAGGACGUCGCAUCUUCUCUGCGUGUCGGACGCUUAUUAAGUUGACGUCUCUCUCCGCACAGAUCCUGAUUGUGACUCUGAGAGCUGCUUUUCCGAACGUCAUCCGCUUCUGCUGCUGUGUGGCUGUGAUUUAUUUGGGAUACUGCUUCUGUGGAUGGAUUGUCCUGGGCCCCUACCAUGCCAAGUUUCGCUCCCUGUCCAUGGUGUCAGAGUGCCUGUUCUCCCUCAUCAACGGGGACGACAUGUUUGUGACGUUUGCCGAGAUGGAGCAGAGCGGCACCCUGGUGUGGGUCUUCAGCCAGGUCUACCUCUACACCUUCAUCUCCCUGUUCAUCUACAUGGUGCUGUCCCUCUUCAUUGCGCUCAUCACCGGCGCCUACGACACCAUCAUGGCCCAAACGAAGGAGCAGGUUCCGGAGACGGACCUGCACGCGUUCAUCGCGCAGUGCACAGACACGCCCAGUUCCGGCAAGUUCCGCGGGCCGGACGGGUCGUCGUGCUCCUUCCUCUGCUGCUGCGAAUGGUGAGGAGGACGACAAAAUGGAUACACACACACACACAUAAAAAAGAGGAGUGAGUGACAUCUGCGUCAAAAAGCAAAAGGCUAUUACAUUUUUUUUUUUUUAAAUCUUCAAAGACCCACAUUGCCUCUCCGCUGACAGCUGCACUCCUUUCUCCAGACGCUCAGCAGGGACGCUGGAGGCUGGCAGAGCGAACCGCCUGACCUUGGGCCGCUUUUGUCCUUUGGUGCCAGCGUUUCAGUUUUGGAUUCAAAUUCGUUCGGCACAGUCGCACGUCCAAUUAACCUGCCUCCGUUUUUGUACUGUAUGAAUAAUCUGCUGCCUUUCGCUCAGUCUUCUAGGCCUUAGGCUGCCAGACCCCGUAGCGCCAGGAAGCAGAAAUUCAUUGCUCAAGACUGGAAAUGGGGUUCAUCAAGUGGAAUCAGGGCAACGUUUUGCUUGGUUCGUUAACAAAGGCUGGUUUGCUUACUGGUGAGAAAAGAGCAAAGAGAAACACUAUCCACAGUGACACGCCCAGAGGCAUUCUUGUUUGUUGCACCUGGUUGCUAUUAGUUAGCUAACCAGGCUAUACUUUGAAUCAGGCAAAUGGUUGUUUAUUUGGUUUUUAAUUUAAAAAUAUAAAAUUUUACAAUAUUUCCACUGUGAACAACCUCAAUCAGUGAGACAUUGAAUAUCAAAAGUGAGCAAUUCUAGUAUUCAAUAGCAUGGAAGCUUUUAUUUUUAGCUAAUUUGCUCUCAGCAUCAACCUUGGCAAACAUUAGCUAACAGUUAGCAUGUUAGUAACUUUGGGAUGAUUAUUUUAUUCUCUCUUUUUUUUAAAAAACAUUUUAUGAUACUUUGUUACUUUAAAGGGACAGAGAACAUGUUACUGUCUUAACUCAGUUUUGGACAGAUCUUUGUUUUGGGUGAAUGUUUGUGGAAGUUUUAUAGAUUAGUUUAUGUUUAUGAGUAAGACGACCUGAACCUAUUUGCAUUUGAUUUCGACCCUCUUUUUUUUUUUAAGUUGUAGAUUAAACCUACAAAAGGAAAAUCCUAUUGCUGCACUUUUCAAAUUGAUCUUUAUUAUUCUGUAACAUAUAUAUAUUUUUUAAUGUAAUUUAAGCUAGUUUGCGAUCUCAUAGCGUUAACUUUUCCUAACAUUAGCCUCGCUAAUUUAAAAAUGUGUUUACGCUGUGAAAUUUUUACAUUCUUAGUCUUAUUCUCUUUUUGCUCAUUUUGUUGCACUUUUAGAAAAAAAAAAAGUUUUCUCUCAACUUAGUUUGUGUUCAAAUCUAUAUUUUUUCCAUGUUGAGAUUUAACGUAGGCAGUUUUGAUUAUUCUGUUCGUUGUUUUAUAGUUAACUUGAGAAAGUGUGACCGCCAGUUAUUUCGUCUGUAUAUGAAAUGCACUCCUUUGUAUGCCUUUAAAAACAUUGUUUAUGGAAACUUUUGAAAGUGUUCUAAUCAUUCCAGGAUUUUUUUACUUGUUUUCUGUCGUUUGUGGUUUUUAUGGCUUUUUUUUUUGCACUUUAAUUUAAAUACAUAAACUUCUUUUACAAUCACAAAAGUAAUGAUUGUAGUUUAUUUAUUUGCACAGAAAUAGUAUUGUAAAGCUUUACUUAAUUUGACAGUGGCGCAUCAUAGUCAUGAACAACAAAGCGAAGCAUUGUAAAUGUAAUGUAUCAGCCAGUCUGUGUUUAGUUAUAGGAAGGCGUCCGGAUAUUGCUGUGGUUUAAUGUUGGCAGCCAUUCCUCACUGUGUUUGUUAGCAUGUACUUCUGCAUUUUUCAUUUUUACCUCAGUUUCAGAAGAGAUAAUAGCAAAAAGGGAAGCAUUUAGCAUGGAGCGUUUUACAGGGUUCAACUCAGUGUUCUGUACUGAUGCUGUCUUAAUUAUCAGUGCACAUUUCACUUAACGAAACCGAAAAAAGGAUGUGGACUGCUGUUGUUUGCCUUUUAUUUACCGUUUCAAUGACAACUCUUACAUAUUUUUGAAAGAGUUGUUAUUAUAGAGCUUUGACCUCAAUGUUAGGUGAGUUUCAGAGCUUAAAAGAUGGAGAGGUCCUUCUCGUAUUGGUGGUACCAUCAUAAGUUUAGGCAUCAGCUACUUAAAAGGCUAAAUACGCCUGUAGUGUUUAUGCUAACAACUAUUAGCAUCAGGGGCGCAACUUUGUGCUUUGAGGUGUAUGCAGAAACAUUAUAGACGUGCCGCUGCUACAGAUCACGUCAUUAACACAUGCACAAACCUCUGUCACAUAAAGAAAAGUUUGACUAUAGAAAUAAUUUUUAUGCCAUUGUUUUGGCGCCCCCCUGUGCGAAUAAGUACCAAGUAGCAAUACAAGCUAAAAACACUGUGUCUGUAUUUAAUCAAUCCAAACAAUAGGAACAUUUUCACAAAUAGAGGCUGCACAUCUAUUUUGGUGUGGUAAAAAGAUUAAGUAGCAGUCUGGCAGAAGUGCAACAAAAACGUAUUCCCGUUUUGAUCACUUCAAACUCAUGGCAGCCAUGUUGGAUUAGUGGAAACAUUACAUUUAUGAAGAAUUAAAGAGGCUUUUAUUUACUUUUUGCAAUCUGUAAAUCUUUUAUGUUCAACACACAUAACUCAUAUUUUUGC